Molecule: messenger RNA, 5705 nt
Organism: Gamsiella multidivaricata
Lineage: Eukaryota; Fungi; Mortierellomycota; Mortierellomycetes; Mortierellales; Mortierellaceae
Exons: 9
Coding region: 92-5650 (1852 amino acids)
Biological process (GO): spindle organization; establishment of meiotic spindle localization; mitotic cell cycle
Cellular component (GO): spindle pole
Molecular function (GO): protein binding
Source: RefSeq, a predicted model, not a curated record
UCCUUGACCCCCAUUCCUUCCACUCUUUCAAACACCUGUCCACCAACAUUGCAUGUCGCCCUAAACUUCCCUGAUUGCUAUCGACUGUGCGAUGGACCCAGUCUUUGCCUCGAUGGGUAACCCGCGCCCUUUUCCCGGAGGAUCCUCACAACAUCAGGGUCGUGCUGGCAAUAUACCCCGCAAUCUCGCCGCCAUAGGAGGUCCGUUCAACCACAAUAAAAGCCAGUCUUCCAUCUCCAAUGAGAAUGAGUUCAAAAAGCCCUUUCUGGAUCUUCCAUCUGUACCGUUGAUGAAGCGCAAACUGUCAAGAACUGAACUCGAUUCAAAGAACAAGGUUCACUUGCGGCGACAGUCCAACGGCUUCGACAGCAGCAGCAAUAACAACCGCGGCAGCAAGGGUGGACAACAAAAUGAGACCCCUCUUUCCGACAAAACCCUCUCCUCCCUCAAUCACGAUAUCAAUACCGCAGAUGUACCAGCUCUGAUUCUGGCGCCCUUUGAGCCCCCGCCCUGGCUCGAGUUCGGAAAGGCCGUGGUUGGCACCAAAAAGAUGGCUGCAAUGAUUGUGCAGAACCCAACAGACCUGAUCGAGAAGCUCACAGUGGAUUCCAGCUGCAAGAUGGAGGAGAAAGGCUUCAACAUUGUUCAAUUGGAUCCUCUUCAGCAAACAGGAGGUAGAAACACGACUGUCGAGCCACUAGUACUGCCGCCAAGGAGCAAAGCGGAGAUAUCGAUUUGUUGGACACCCCUUACUGCGGGAAAUGUUCGUGCCAGUGCUAUCUUGAAGACCAACACUGGACGGUUCAUGAUCAAUCUCAGAGGAUGUGGCGAUGUCCCCAUUCCUGAAUAUCAAAGUUUAAACAGCUCAAGGAGACCAUCCACGGCCAGCAUUCGCGGCGUGAAGCAGGGCAGCUUGGCAACACUGAAACCAAGGAGCAGCGUAUUAAAACAAAGCAUGAUGCGGCACAGCGUAACGAGACCUGACACCGCUAAUAGAGCGCCAGUACCGGGCGGAUACAACACUCUUCCAUAUGUGACAACAAAUGAGAUGUACGACGAAAAAUGGAUCGACAAGCAACAACAGUCUUUCAAAGAAUGGUUGAACCACGAGUUCAGUGGCACGGUGGAUGACUUUUCAUCCGAUGAUCCUUCUUCAUGGAGUUAUUACUCGCACAAGCUGGAGUAUGAGCAUACCCGAGCCGCGGCGUGCAAGAUUUACCAGUCGGAUACCUUUCGAAUCGUACUACGCAAAGUGGAAGAGUCCAUUGCACGAGAUCGACUGCAGCUUCACCCGGAACGUAACCUUGUUGGUGAUAUUACGACUCGACGGGAAAUCAUCGACAUGCUGUUUUCAUUCGACAUUCGAUGGCUCGUCCUUGGAUUAGAAACUAUCACUGGCAAAGAAGUAGCUAUUAAACCAAACUUCGACAGGGCCACGAUCUCUGGGUUUAUUAACCAGGCUAUCUUUCAUAACGAGCAGAUUGAGGCUGAGUUCGAGCCGGACAGGAUAUUGUCGAACCGACCAAAGUUCUAUCAGGCGAUGAACCGGCUAGUUCUCAAGCGAAUCUUUAUGCUGAUACUGUUCCUUGACAAGGCUAAGCUUGCUCGACUAAUUUCUUCGGAUCCGUGCUUAUUCAACAAGGAAUCUGAUGUCAAAUCGUGUAGAACUCUGUUACUGAAGAUAUCCAACAGCUAUUUGUUGGGUGAGGGGGACAUCAUUCGGCAUUUAUUAUUCAUGGGCUUCUCAGUACUGCACACUCAAGCUCCAUUGGAUGAAUUUAAAUUCAAAGUUGAAAACCUUGCGGUGGACCUGCGCGAUGGUGUCAGGCUAUGCCGACUAAUCGACUUGCACUGUCCCGAACUCAAUCUGUGUCAGAAAAUGAAGUUCCCGACGCUUUCAAAAGCGCACAUGCAGCAGAACGUCAGCCUUGCGCUCAAUACAUUAGUGAAGCAGGGAAUCUCUCUGGAGGGCACCCGUGGAGGUGUUGUAAGUUCUCGGGACAUUGUCGAAGGUCAUCGCGAAAAGACAUUUGGGCUCCUGUGGAAGCUGAUUCUCAAUUGGAAGGUCGCGGUGCUGCUCGACCUCGGUGUCCUCGAGGCUGAAAUCAGUGCACUGAGGAAGGAAUAUAUGCGACUCUUUGGCGUCGACCAGCCUGACCGAGUGGACACCGUGUAUUUUACGUCGGACCAAUUGUCUGCUUUGCUGCGAUGGUGUCAGGCGAUCGGAUCUUUUUACAAUCUCUCUAUCAACAACUUUACUACUUCCUUUUCCGAUGGUCGGGCAUUUGGAGCCCUACUUAGUUAUUACCAUCCCACGCUACUCGACAUGGACGAGAUGAAGGACUCUGCCCAGUUUUUGGCAGAAUACAAGCAGGGUCUUCAUCAACCGGAGCCACAGCUUCCUGAACGUAACGAUGGAAAGGGCUGGUUUAUCGAUGCCAAGAAUCUCAAGGAUCCUAUUACUCAGGCAAAGGAGAUGGAUAGGUUCAACUACCGCCUGCUUGACAAAAGAGUACAGGCUCUCGGCGGAGUCCCUAUUACACUGCGUCAUAAGGACAUGUCGAACGUGGGCGUCCCGGAUGAAAAGGCUGUUAUUUUGUUCGUCACAUACCUCUGCGCUCGACUCAUGCAUUUGAACAAUGACAUCAGGGCUGCCAAGACGAUUCAGCGUAUCUGGCGCAAGAAACAUUACGGCCGCAAGGAAGAGAACAGGAUCAAUUCUACCAUUGUUAUUCAAAAAUUUGUGCGGAAGUUUCUCUCCCGAAAGCGAUUGCACGGACUCAAAAAGCAGCGAGAUGACGCAGCAGUGUUGAUCCAGACGGGCUGUCGUAUGUUCCUGGCCCGGACUCGCGCACUCCAUAAACUGGAGAGCGUCAUCAAAGUUCAGUCUGUGCUCAGAGGCUACUUGACGAAGAAACACUAUGUGGAGAUCCAAUGGGCUGCGUUGACCGUCCAACGAUACUACAGAGGCCAUAUCGUUCGCCUGUACUUCAACGAAGCUUUGGUGCAGCACCGAGCUGUCCAGAUGGUUCAAGCGCAGGCUCGCGGAUACUUGACCCGGAAGUGGUUCCUCCUUUUGCGGAUAGCCGCAGCGGUAAUCCAGACAAGACGGCGGGCCAUCAAUGAUGGUCGCAGGGUUCGAGGCUUUUACCUACAGCUUGUCAACGCAGCCAUUAUUAUUCAACGCCGGUGGAGAGCGACUGUGGUGGGAAGAAGUGCUCGGCAGGCGUUUUUGCAGCAGAGAGACUUGAUGAUUCGACUGCAGGCCCAAAUCCGAUCCAACCUUAUUCGACAGGCUUAUAUCGAGAUACGCUGGGCGGCCACUGUGAUCCAGGGACGACUGAGGCAGCGCAAUGAGACAAGGAGGUUGCAUCAUCAGUUUAUGAUGCAGCGAUGGGCGGCAGCUGUUAUCCAGAUGCAAUGGCGCGCUGUGGUUGCUCGGCGUCAUGUUCAGCAUAAGUACCAUAUGUUACGUUGGGCGGCAAUCAAGAUCCAAAGCAUCGCUCGCGGUCAAGUGGUGCGGCAGCGAUAUAAUGAGCUCCGAAACGCCACCCUGGUUGUUCAAAGACGCCGACGAGCAUUUGUCGAGGGAAGAGCGCAGGAAGUUGCGUUCCUGAGAGUACGAGUUGCUGUUCGGGUGAUACAGGAGCGAUGGAGAGCGGUACUGCUAGGCAGGGCGACGAGGGCGCAGUAUCAGGAAGUGCGUUCGAGCAUCAUUCAUAUCCAGGCAACUGCACGUGGCUGCCUGCUCCGUCAACGAUUGAUGAGGGUCAUGCUGGAGAACCAGGCGUGCCUGGCCAUUCAAGCUGCUUGGCGUGGUUACGCUCAGCGUCGAGCUUAUUUGGAAGUCAGGGUAGCAGCAAUCAAAAUUCAACAGACAUGGAAGGCGGUUCAGCAACGACAUAUAGAUCAACAUGCAUUCAAGGAAUAUCAAUGGGGAGCUGCUGUUAUUCAGCAAUGGUGGCGUGCUUGUAAAGCUGGUCGGGAUGUGCGAAUCAGGUAUCAACGACUGCGCCAGGCUGCUAUUACGAUCCAGUCGGUAUAUCGUGGCCAAGUCGCACGGCGGGAAGGGAUGGUGCUUCGUACAAUUGUAGGAGUUCAGACAACAGUACGCGCGAGAUAUAUGCGUUACCAGUUUGAAAGGCUUCGAGCGGCCGCUGUGGUCAUUCAGCAACGUUGGCGAGCAUAUCGGUCUGGAAUUGAGCAUCGGGCCAUGUUUGAAUCGGCACGAUAUGCGUCCAUUAUCAUCCAGCGGAGAUGGCGAGCAGCUCUGGAGGGAAGAAAGGUCCAGCAGGAAUACCAGUCUACUCGUGCGCUUAUCAUCGCUAUUCAGGCGCAUGCAAUGGGUGCUCUGGUGCGUAGAGCGUAUCAGAAGAUGCGGUGGGCAGCUACAGUGGUCCAGGAGAGGCGGCGUGCGCAUGUGCAAGGACGAGAGCAGCGCAAGGCAUACCUGGAGCUAUGGAUGGCCUCCAGGAAAAUUCAAACUGCCUGGAGAUCUUUUCAACUUACGAAGAGGCAGAGACACGCGUAUCUUGAUUUACGAUGGGCAUCUAUUGUCAUCCAACAGCGAUGGCGAUAUAUCAUGUAUAUCCGGACCAUGCAGAUGCAAGCCGAAGCAGAGCGUCAGGCCACCGCGAUCAUGAUCCAGACAGCAGUACGUGGAUGCCUAGUUCGCAACAGAGUCCGUGAGUACCUUGAGGAUCGUGAGCGCGUGAUGGUGCGCUGGGUUGAGCUGUCGUCUCUGACGCUCUCAGCCAUUUGCAUCCAACGAUGCUGGCGCCGAUACCAAGAUGGAAAGCUGGCCGUGCUCCGUGAGACUGCCACUGUCAUGAUCCAGCGCUGGUGGCGUCAGCAUUUGGAGGCUAAGCAGGUGCAUGAGCUCGAGUUGCUUGCGUUCAGGAUACAAACACAGGUCCGAGGGUUUGUGGCACGCCAGAGGUUCUAUCAGCAACGGCUGGCGAUCGUCAAGCUGCAAGCAUGGUGGCGCGGUCACCUUGUUCGACAGGAUUGCACGGCCAAGAUCAAGGCAGCAAGGAAGAGGAUUGAACAUGCGAACGCAACUGCGGAGGAACACAUGAAGCUUGGAAACCGAACAACAAUGGCAUUGGACAUCCUACUCAGCAGUGGUCAGCUCUCUGCGGUCCUGAAAGCAUGUUAUCACUUGGACGUGGUUACUCGGCUGUCCAAGAAUAGCUGUCUCCGCCUGGUGGAGCACAAUGUGAUCAAUAUUAUCUUCCAGCUGAUCAAGUCCUGUAACCGAAGUCAACCUCACAUGGAGGUCCUGAAGCACGGGCUCAACAUCAUCGAGAACCUCUCCCGAGAUCCUGACACCGUUGCAUCAGUCUUUUGGGCGCCCGAGGGGAUGGAGAUCCUGGUAGACUGUGCUCAGGCGUAUCGCGAAAACGAGAUGGUAUUUGAGUCCGUAAUGACGAUCCUGUUAAUUCAUCUGGAGCAGGACGAGAAGCGACGCAGUGUGAUGAAAGGCAUGGGACCUGAGGUCAAGAAGCUGAGAGGCGUUCUGGUGGUCAUGGAACGCAAGGUCGAAAGAGAAGGGCGGAGCAAGAGUCUGCACAUGGUGCCAGGAAAGCCCGUGCGACUGUUGGUGCAGUCUGUAGGGAAAUUGCGAAGAAUCAUCGAGUUGCUGCAAUAACGUAUAUUUUUUUUUUUUUUGUAAUUUAUUAAAAUUCGCCUGUAUUCCAUUCAUA